AUGAGCCUUAGUUUGGAGGCUGUAGUAGUGCUCAGUAACGAAAGCACGAAGCGCACGAAAGCGAGGUUGCCCAAGAAAAGCAAGCGACAAAAGCCCGUCUGCAAAGUGGUGGCAGCGACAGAGGCAGCAAGAGAGAGUGGUAUGGAGCUGGACACGAGGCUGGACAACUUUGAGCAACCGCCGACGGAGAUGGAAGAAGAGCUGAUGUGGUCGCCACAUGUGGAAGCCACUGUCAACGACCUAGAUGAUGCGUCAAGAGAGAUGGAAGUAGAACUGGGCAACAUCAACAUGUCGCAAGAGCCGGAGGUGUUUGAAGAAGAGCCAUCUGUUGAAGCCACUUGCGACGACCCAGAGGAGGCGGCAGCAGAGGCAGUUGUACAUGUUGGUUUGGAGAUCGAACAAGAGCCACGGCCGAAGCCAACUGUGGAAGCCACUUGCAACGGGUCGGAGGUGGCGGUAGCAGAGGCAGCAGUACAUGUUGUUAUGGAGAUCGAAGCAAACCCACGGCCGGAGGCAACUGAGGAAGCCACUCGCAACGGGUCGGAGGAGGCAACGAAGGACGCAGCAGGAAAAGCAGCACGCCUCGUUUUUGCCUAUGCGGCCGCAAACGACAUGAUCCGCGAAGAGAAGGUUUUCUUCCUCAUCGGAGGCGGAGGAAUGGCAAAGGCGUAUGGAAGGAGGUGGUCAAGGCCGCUUUUGACCCAUGCUAUGGCACGAUGCCCACAGACGCCGUGUAUGUACGUAGUUAGCCCGUUAGUCGGUCGUUAA
This is a messenger RNA of Klebsormidium nitens, 768 nucleotides long. The record is from the annotation of a GenBank genome assembly. Lineage: Eukaryota; Viridiplantae; Streptophyta; Klebsormidiophyceae; Klebsormidiales; Klebsormidiaceae.